Messenger RNA from Ceutorhynchus assimilis (cabbage seed weevil), 297 nucleotides. Lineage: Eukaryota; Metazoa; Arthropoda; Insecta; Coleoptera; Curculionidae. The record is from the annotation of a GenBank genome assembly.
AUGGACCCUAGAAAGCUUGGUAGCUUUGGAGGAUCCCAGAGACAAUGGCAAGAUGACAUACAAAAUAUCACAGUAGAAAAUUCUAUUCAAACUACUGAAGAUAAAAGCACUGGGAAGAAUUUAGAAGAUGACAUCAUCCAGUAUCCAGUAGUGUAUGACUACAGGCUGGAAGAAAAAGAAAAUGACCCCGCUAAACAAUUAAAUUACAUAUAUAAUUAUCGGUUUAUAACGUUCUGCGUCUUCCGAUUCCCGAUCUCCAACCUUCUCUGUCCUGUCAAUCCAGGCAUCCUCCUCUAA